Molecule: messenger RNA, 1587 nt
Organism: Aricia agestis (brown argus)
Lineage: Eukaryota; Metazoa; Arthropoda; Insecta; Lepidoptera; Lycaenidae
Product: cytochrome P450 6B6-like
Exons: 3
Coding region: 40-1578 (512 amino acids)
Molecular function (GO): monooxygenase activity; oxidoreductase activity, acting on paired donors, with incorporation or reduction of molecular oxygen; heme binding
Source: RefSeq, a predicted model, not a curated record
GGUAAUUAAAUUUGCUCUCCGCUGUCUUGAAUUUUUUUAAUGUAUUUCAUAUUAAUAUGUGUGCUUCUCGUAGUUUUAUACUUAUACGGUAAGAGGAAUCAUAAUCAUUGGAAAGUGAAGGGAGUAAAGUUUGAGGAACCGAUUAUAUUUUUCGGGAGCACUCUGAAUAACAAACUGAAAAAUGUUUGUUUCUCGGAAAGGUUUAUUAAUAUGUAUAGAGAAUAUCCCGACGACAAGUACAUCGGCUUCUUCGAAGGCAACCGACCGGCGCUACUCAUUAGAGAUCCGGAUAUUAUACAACACAUUUUCAUAAAUAUUUUUUUUAAUUUUCACCAUCGAGGAGCGAAUGCGCACAAAGAGAUCACCGAACCGCUAAUGAAAAAUAUAUUCAAUGCUGAUGGUGAUCUGUGGAAAAUUGUCAGGCAAAAAAUUACACCAGCGUUCACCAGCGCAAAACUCAAGGCGAUGUUCCCGUUAAUCGUGGAGCAAGCGGAAAAACUUAUAGAAAAUGCAGACGGCUUCAUUAAAACUGACGCAGAAAUAGAUUCAAGGGAACUGAUGGCUAGAUUUACGACGGAUUUUAUCGGCGCGUGUGGCUUCGGAAUCAAUAUGAACUCCCAGAACGAUGGAAAUUCCGAGUUUCGAAAACUCGGUAAACGCAUAUUUACGUUUACGAAUCGUGACAUGAUCGUAUCCAUAUUGAAACGUACAGCGCCUAACAUCUUCAAACAUCUUCACCUCGUGUCUCCCGAAGUCGAGGAGAGUACUAUGAAGCUAUUGAAAUACGUCAUGGCUCAGAGGAACUACGAGCCAACAGGAAGAAAUGAUUUCAUAGAUAUGAUGUUGGAACUGAAACAAAAGGGUAAAAUUUCUGGUGAAUCUAUCGAGAAGCGCAAGUCGGAUGGUACGACAGAGACUGUCGAAAUAGAAGUCGACGACGAGUUGAUAGUAGCGCAAGCAUUCGUAUUUUUCGCAGCCGGUUUUGAAACAUCCUCCUCGUCGAGUAGUUACCUCUUACAUUUGCUGGCUCACCAUCCGGAUAAACAGGAGCGUUGUCAAGAGGAGAUAGACGAGGUGAUGGCACGUUAUGACAAUAAAUUAUGUUAUGACGCCGUGAAGGAGAUGAAAUACUUGGAGAUGGCAUUCAAGGAAGCAUUGAGGAUUUACACUCCUGUAGGUUGGUUGCAGAGGAGAUGUGUGGCAGCAUGUAAACUUCCCGGGACAGAUUUUAUUAUCGACGAAGGCACAGAUAUCGUUAUAUCCGCACAAGGUUUGCACACCGAUGACAAAUACUUUGAGAACCCUGACGAAUUCGAGCCCGAACGAUUCGAUCCGGACAGCAAUAAAUCAAUUAAGAACAACGCUUACAUGCCAUUCGGAGCCGGCCCCAGAGCUUGUAUUGGUGAGCGCCUAGGAAUAAUGCAGUCCUUGGCCGGGCUUGCUGCAGUUUUGAGCAAAUUUUCUGUAUCACCAUCCAAGAGUACAGUUUACAAGCCUGCUUAUGAUCCAUCGUCAUAUCAAAUCUCCACCAUAGUAGGAGGGUUACCUCUGUCGUUUAGUCGUCGGCAUUGGAUUUGAGGAAAAAUU